CUAACCAUUCAAGAUGGCAGCCUCCAAGCUGGAGGAAACUGACGACGAAGGAAACGAAACUUUGGGAUUUGUUAUUGAUGAAGUCAUCAAUAACAUUGGAUCGUCGUGGGAUCCAACAAACUCUGUUGAUUGGGCAAAGGAAAAGGCUACGUCACAAUGUUUAAUGAGAAUAAAAAGAGACAUCAUGUCAAUAUACAAUGAACCACCACCAUGCAUGUGUAUAGUACCCCACAAAGAGGACAUGACAGUGAUCCAUGCCUUGAUAACAGGACCUUUUGAUACGCCGUAUGAGGGAGGAUUUUUCUACUUCAUUAUCCGUUGUCCUCCGGAUUAUCCAAUCCGACCCCCUCGAGUGAAACUCAUGACGACAGGAGAUAACCAAGUCCGAUUUAAUCCUAACCUAUACAAAAAUGGAAAAGUCUGUUUAAGCAUACUUGGGACUUGGUCAGGCCCUGCGUGGAGCCCCGCACAAAGUUUGUCCAGUGUACUGAUCUCAAUCCAGUCCUUAAUGAAUGAAAAACCAUACCACAAUGAACCAGGAUUUGAAAGGGAAAGAAUGGCUGGAGACAUGAAGCGAUACAAUGAGAUUAUUCAACAUGAAACACUCCGAGUAGCUGUCUGUGAUAUGUUAGAGGGAAGGUGUAGUUGUCCAGACACCUUGAAGGAGGUGAUGGAAACAUCAUUUUUUGAGUAUUAUGACUACUACAAAUCUAUAUGUUCCUCAAAAAAGCACCUACAAGGUCAAACUAUGCAGGAUCCAUUUGGUGAAAAAAGAGGAUGUUUUAAUUACGAAUCCAUUGAGAAGCGACUUGAUGAGAUAAAGAGACGGUUAGACGAGAAACAGAUUCUGUCUAGUGACUCAUCAGAAGAAUCCGAUAUGGAAACGAACGAGAAAACCAGUGAUUCUGUAGAGGAUAAUGGAGCUGAUUCUUCAGAGGUCAAAGAGGCCAAAGACAAUGGAGAUGUCAACAGCUGAUACCAAGUCUUGUGAUAAAUAUAACAUGAACAAGUAUUACUUCUUUAUUGGACCUAACUACUGCUCCUUGCACUGAAUAUGAAGGACAUACUCAUAUUAAGUUUUCAGAAAAUUUCUAUGAUGUACACUUGAAUGCAGGCUAAGAGAAUAAUUUUCUAUACAUUUUUGCAAUAUUAACUGACUUUGAAGUGUAAAAGGUGUGUUUGAUGGUCAAAUCUGUAUAUUUUUUUUUCUUUUUUGUGUUUGGUCAUUUGACAAUGCAAGUGUACUGUCUGGAAAGUACCUUGUAGAGUGUUUUUUGCAAUAGUUUUCUGAGAUGUUUUGAAUAAAGGAUGUUGAUUUGGACCACUUAAUGCAGUCUUUCAGUUUCUUUUGUUGGUACUUAUAAUAAAGUGUAGUUUUGUAUGUAUAAUUUCCAGGAAUUUUUAGAUUUAUAAUGUGGCAUGAUAGGCUAUCAUGUUUAAAUGGCAGGUGAUAAGCUUCAAGCAUACUUAUAUAUUUACACCCGUUUAUUUUCUUGUAUUAAAUGCACUCUAAUUUAGAACAAAUCAAUUUAAUUAAUAAUAUUGAAACUAUGCUAUGAUCAAUGAUCAUUGUUUGUAGGAAUAGUACUUUUUUCUUGAGAGAUGUUUUCAA
This is a messenger RNA of Saccostrea echinata, 1612 nucleotides long. RefSeq names its product ubiquitin-conjugating enzyme E2 Z-like. Gene Ontology annotation, biological process: negative regulation of apoptotic process. The transcript has 7 exons. The record is from RefSeq and is a predicted model, not a curated record. The coding region runs from base 14 to 976 and encodes 320 amino acids. Gene Ontology annotation, cellular component: nucleus. NCBI's taxonomy places the organism in Eukaryota, Metazoa, Mollusca, Bivalvia, Ostreida, Ostreidae. Gene Ontology annotation, molecular function: cysteine-type endopeptidase inhibitor activity; ubiquitin conjugating enzyme activity.